AUUCAUCUUACGUAUUUAGUUUUUAUCAGAUUUAUUAGAACCGAGUUGCUACAUUGUUUCUGAGUGGUUUUAGCUGUGUAGGAAAAUAUGGCUCUAAAGGGUAAGAUAGAGGCUGAAAUAGAAAUAAAGGCAGCCGCUGAUAAGUACUACAACAUCUUCAAGACCACUGCCCACCACGUUCCCACAGCCACUCCUGACAUUGUUCAGGGAGUUGAGGUGCAUGAAGGUGAUUGGACGACACAUGGCUCUAUCAAGGUCUGGAAAUAUACAGUGGAGGGGAAUGCUGAGGUUUUCAAGGAGAAGGUUGAAUUAGAUGAUGCAAACAGGGCAGUAACUCUUGUGGGUAUUGAAGGAGAUCCCAUGAAGUAUUACAAGAGCAUUAAGGCCACAUAUCAGGUUACUCCAAAGGGUAAUGGCAGCUUGGCGAAAGUGUCUCUUGAAUAUGAGAAAUUGAGAGAGGAAGUGCCUGCUCCAAUUAAGUACCUCAAUAUGAUGGUUAAUAUCACUAAAGACAUUGAUGCCCACCUUGCCAAAGCUUAAUUAGAACCAGAGCAUGCAGUAGUACUGUAAGAAAAACUUGUUGGUUUGUGUAAGGAAUAACUUGGAGUGGUCUUCUUAUUGUGUGUUAUGAUGAAGACUACCCACAUCAUGAGGUGGUGCUCUUUACUUUUUUAUCAUGUCUGGGAAUAAAACUCUGUAUUAUAUGGUGCGUCCAAAAAUAUGAAUGAAAUCCCUCUUGUGAU
Molecule: messenger RNA, 743 nt
Organism: Juglans microcarpa x Juglans regia
Lineage: Eukaryota; Viridiplantae; Streptophyta; Magnoliopsida; Fagales; Juglandaceae
Product: MLP-like protein 28
Exons: 2
Coding region: 88-540 (150 amino acids)
Biological process (GO): defense response
Source: RefSeq, a predicted model, not a curated record